AUGAGUACUUUUGGUAAACUUUUCCGUGUCACAACCUAUGGUGAAUCCCACUGUAAGGGCGUUGGCGCUAUUAUUGAUGGUGUCCCCCCUGGUAUGGCCUUGACAGAAGCCGAUAUUCAACCUCAAUUAACUCGUAGAAGACCUGGUCAAAACAAGUUGACUACUCCUCGUGAUGAAAAAGAUAAAGUAACCAUCAUGUCAGGUACUGAAUUUGGUGUGACUUUAGGUACACCCAUUGGUAUUCAAGUACCCAAUUUAGAUCAAAGGCCUCACGAUUACAGUGACACUGAUAUUUAUCCUCGUCCAUCUCAUGCUGAUUAUACCUACCUUCAAAAAUACAGUGUUAAGGCAUCUUCUGGUGGUGGAAGAGCCAGUGCUCGUGAAACCAUCGGCCGUGUUGCUGCUGGUGCUAUUGCAGAUAAAUACUUGCGUGAAGCUUACGGUGUUGAAAUUGUCGCUUUUGCUUCAAGUGUAGGUAGGGUAGCCAUGCCUUUCAUUCGUGAGCUCGAGAAUGCCGAUACAGCUGAACCUGAAUUGAUUGAGUUUAUGAACACCAUCACUCGUGAAGAUGUGGAUGCCGAUAUUUCUCGUUGUCCUCACCCUCCUACUGCUGAAGCCAUGAAGAAAGUAAUUGCAGAAAAGUCGCAUGAAAGAGAUUCUAUUGGUGGUACAGUUACUUGUGUGAUUCGCAAGUGUCCUAUUGGUUUAGGUGAACCCUGUUUUGAUAAAUUAGAGGCUGUUUUGGCUCAUGCCAUGUUAUCUAUUCCUGCCACAAAGGGUUUUGAAUUUGGUUCCGGUUUCAAUGGUACAAAGAUGGCAGGCCAUGAUCAUAAUGAUCCCUUUAUUAUCAAGGAAGAUGGUACUUUUGGUACUGUCACAAAUAAUUCUGGUGGUAUUCAGGGUGGUAUUAGUAACGGUGAAAAUAUCUAUUUCCGUGUUGCUUUCAAGCCUGCUGCUACUAUUUCCCAAGAUCAAGAAACUGCUAACUAUGAUGGUGUCACAGGUGUUUUGGCUGCUAAGGGUCGUCACGAUCCUUGUGUAGUUUCUCGUGCUGUUCCUAUUGUUGAAUCUAUGGCUGCUCUUGUUAUUAUGGAUGCUGCAUUGCAACAAGAAUCUCGUCGUGCUGCUAUUUCAAGACUACCCAAGAUUGAAAUCAACCAUGCUUUGUUAGGAAAGCCCCCAAGAAGAAUUAAGACCAUACUUCUGAAGAAAAAAUUAGAACAACUUGAGAAGAUCAGCGUUUUAUGCGAUUUUCUUUGUGUAUCAUAA
This is a messenger RNA of Gilbertella persicaria, 1269 nucleotides long. Its product is annotated as chorismate synthase. Bases 1 to 1269 code for a protein of 422 amino acids. The record is from RefSeq and is a predicted model, not a curated record. Gene Ontology annotation, biological process: chorismate biosynthetic process; aromatic amino acid biosynthetic process. The transcript is spliced from 3 exons. Gene Ontology annotation, molecular function: chorismate synthase activity; FMN binding. NCBI's taxonomy places the organism in Eukaryota, Fungi, Mucoromycota, Mucoromycetes, Mucorales, Choanephoraceae. Gene Ontology annotation, cellular component: cytosol.